Molecule: messenger RNA, 1515 nt
Organism: Venustampulla echinocandica
Lineage: Eukaryota; Fungi; Ascomycota; Leotiomycetes; Helotiales; Pleuroascaceae
Exons: 1
Coding region: 1-1515 (504 amino acids)
Source: RefSeq, a predicted model, not a curated record
AUGUCAUCAGAAGACAUCAUCCUCCCUAGAGGACAUCGUCACACUCGAAGUGCUGCUGCGGUGCACUCUGCAUCCCCUCCUUCACAACAUCCACACAACCCUCACCACCUCAAUACCCAAGGCCAUUCUCAGGACGGGCAAUCCGGAAUGAGCGCCUACCCUACGCAACCCACUACACCCCCGCGUACCCCUCGAAGGGAUAACCAACACCAAAACCAUAACCAAAACGCCAACAACUCGAACGCUCGCGAGCCUGGAUCGAAGCAGAAGGCUCGCAAGAACAAGAACCGCCCCAAAAAUGUCAUGACUUCGCCUGCCGUGAAAGCAAAUGACCGAACUACUCCCCCUCUGAAUCGAGUGCAGUCGGCGGGAACGGCAUUAUCCUCAAAGCCGAUAAACACACCGUCAAAUGCCGUCUAUGCCGGGGCUACCUUCCACGCAUCGCCCGCUCCGUCAGCUCUACCAAUACCGAGCUUCUACUCAAAAUCAGUGCCGGAAUCCCCUGGAAUAAAAGCUCUCAAAGCGGCGAAGGAGGCGGAUCUGGCGCAGCCUAGGUCAUCGCGCACACCGCCGGCCGCACCGUCCUCGGGCAGAAGAUUUCAGAGAGAAGAGUCCCCACUCGACUUAUUUUUCAAGGCAGACAGGGAGGAAAAGGCACGAGCACAGAGUGCUGGGUCUGCACACAUAGCUGGGGAUCCCUCUGGACCUUUUCAACCUCCCCCUCGGUCGGCACUGGAUGCCCAGACACCGCCUGCCCAAACCAAUCCUAACCAUGCCCGCAAGGGCCACGCCUCUAAGCCCUCUGGCAGUGGUAUAUUUGCCAUGGACCUGGACGGCCCUUAUAACCCAGGUACACCUAUUGGGCCAGCAUUCUCUACCCCUUACUCCGAGAGGAUCAAUGCUGCCAAAUCUACAAGCAAACCCAACCGUGUUGACUCCCAACAAGCCCUUGAACGAUCUGAAGCCUUGAAGGCAUAUCUAUUCUCCGGUCACAACAUUUCACCACCCCCGGCAACCAAUGCUACUGCGGCCAGAUCUUCACCACUGACACCUGCUUCAUCUUCGCACCCGCACUAUAACAACUAUUCCCCAAUUCAUAACGGAAACGCGUCAAAUGGUACUAUUAGAAAUACAGUGCGUUCCUCCAACUUGCGGCAACAGGUUACUCCCACCAAGACACCUGAUCGCAACACUCAUUAUUCAAAUUCGAUCACCCCUUCCCGAAACUAUGGAAAUGCUUCGCCCUCUAAUCCGAAUAAUCCUACUGGCCAUGACAUUUCUCAUGCGACCUCACCUCCUGCAUUAUCACCAUAUGGCGCUUCAUCUGGCAAUGGAACCUCUGAUCUUCAGGGAAUGGAAGACAGUCUUCGUAGGAUAUUAAAACUAGACCCAGCGAGGAGCCCUUGUGCCCCAGAAGCACCCAUCAAAUCUACGACGGCAGGAAGUGUGCCAAAUUAUGCUAGUGGCAGAGUUCCACAUAUUCCCGGUACGAAUAAUGGCUUUAUGAGAUCUUAA